Mauremys mutica (yellowpond turtle) is the source of this 1093-nucleotide messenger RNA. RefSeq names its product butyrophilin subfamily 1 member A1-like. Gene Ontology annotation, molecular function: protein binding. The transcript has 6 exons. NCBI's taxonomy places the organism in Eukaryota, Metazoa, Chordata, Testudines, Geoemydidae. Bases 185 to 928 code for a protein of 247 amino acids. The record is from RefSeq and is a predicted model, not a curated record.
ACAUUCGUAGCCGAACCCAUAUUAGCAGAGGAGCGUAGUGUCUCAUAUUCACCUUUUGCUAAUUAGGUGUGGCCAUGAAGCUUUUUUUUUAAUUGAUUAAAGCAAGAAUAGAGAAUAUUAUAUCUACUAUGUGGUGGGAUAGGAAUGGGGCUAGCCCACGGAUUGAACAGCUAGUUCACUACCCAUGCCCAAUAUUUAUGCUAAUCAACAAAGAAAGGAUCUCCUUCACCCUCUUCAAUUCAUAAGUCAGUGGACAUACACUGAACUGUUUUCUUCUCCUCUCCAUUGUUCUUUUGCAGAGGAAGCCAAGGAGAAAAUGGAGCAACUCCAGAAGCAACUGGAGCAACUCCAGAAGCAACUGGAUGAAACGAAGAAGGAAUUAGAAUGGAAAAGGGCUCAGAACAAUUCAGAUGACAUCACUCUUAAUGGAGUCACGGCCCACCCCAACCUCUCCAUUUCUGGGGAUGAGAAGAGUUUUACACAUGAAGCCCAACCUCAACAAGUUCCACCAAAUCCAGAGAGAUUCGAUUCGACUGUCUGUGUGUUGGGCGCUGAAGGAUUCUCCUCUGGAAAGCACUACUGGGAGGUGGAGGUUAUGAGCAGCACUGACUGGGACCUGGGAGUGGCCAGAAAGUCAAUACAGAGAAAAGGAAAACUUUCUUUGUCUCCUAAAAAGGGAUUCUGGGUUCUGGGUCUGAGUGGGAAAGAUUAUUGGGCAAAAACAGACCCAUGGACCCGGGUCAAUGUGCAGAAAAAGCCCAAGAAAAUUGGAAUUUACCUUAGUUACCAACAGGGGCAGGUGACUUUUUUCAAUGUAACUGACAUGUCUGUGUUGUUCACAUUUAAUGAUUGUUCAUUCUCAGGAGAGGUUUAUCCAUUCUUUAAAAAUUCACAGAAAGAAACAACAAUGAGAAUUUGUUCAAUUUAAGAGGAAUAAAUAUAACAUGACUCUGAUGCUGAUUUUAUAUGGAUGUAACUGCAAUCAAGGUUUUCAUGAAUGUAUUUUGAUGAAAAAAAUCUGUGUUUUUUUUUAAAUGUACAUUGCCAUGCUGUCUUCAUUACAUGUUUUGCAAUAAAAUGUUUUCAUUUCUUA